Molecule: messenger RNA, 834 nt
Organism: Vanessa atalanta (red admiral)
Lineage: Eukaryota; Metazoa; Arthropoda; Insecta; Lepidoptera; Nymphalidae
Exons: 4
Coding region: 10-834 (274 amino acids)
Source: RefSeq, a predicted model, not a curated record
AGUGUCAUCAUGUUUAGUCUGUUGCUUACAUAUCUCAUUUUAAACUCCAUAUAUCAAACCAAAGGUCUUUGCGGUGACUCUAUAAGGUGGUCCCACCGUGUGAACAUGGACGAGGUCUAUGGGGUGUGGUACGGCGUCGGAUACGCUCAGCACAAUCCUGACAUGACGAAUAUGCCCAACGAAGUUGGAUGCGUAACUCUAUACAUAUCAGACGCUUCAUCGGAAUAUAAAGACAAUUGGAUCGACUGGUCCAUAUGGCGUAAAAAUUUUUCAGAUCAAAAUUGGCGAUCUUCAAAAAGUAAUCCAUGGUCACCAAACGCAAUGGCGGGACCGUGGCUCGAUGUUAGAUUAAAAAGAAAGGUUAAAAGAAAUAUAGAAGACGAAAAACGAGUUAGGAUACUAUGGGAUGAAGAUGGACAUACACUGGAGCAAGUUUAUCUGUAUUAUCCAGUUGAACCUGGCCUUUGGACAGCGGAUAAGUUGCGUCCCUUGGAAAAGGAGAUGAUGUCUCGAGGCAUUGAUGUAUGGUACCCAGACGAUCCGCCUCGACAUCCCGAUGUGAUCCGACUCAUAAAGGUCACGCCACACACACUUAUCAUAAACCACUGUUCUGAAAUUGGUACCGGUGGUAUAUUUUCCCUAAUUCUUCGAAGAUCGCCCUCGAAGGUACAGCGGUGGGAAUGGUAUAAAUAUCAGAAAGAGUUCUAUAAAUUUGAAUUGCCUAAUAUUUAUAGAUAUGCGUCUGUAUGUUCGGCCUGUACUCGAAUAACUUGUACUGUCGUUUUAUAUACUUGCUUUUUUGCAAAUGUUUUAAUUAGACAGAACAAGAUUUAG